AUGGCCAUGAAUCAGAUCCGCGGCCACAACAUCUACAUCGGAGGCAUCCUGUCGCUCAAGAAUCAGGCCGCCCUGUCCAGAGCCAAUAUCACGCACAUCGUCUCUGUCCUGCGUCUGAACCAGGCAGACGAGCUCCUGGCUCCCUUCCAGCGCCAUGUCAUCGAGGUCGACGAUGUCAGCGACGAGGAUCUACUUGUCCACCUGCCCGCCGCCGUCCGCUUCAUCCAGUCCGGUCUAGAUGCUGGAGGAUCCGUCCUGGUCCAUUGUAAUGCUGGCUCCAGCGCGAUGGGUAAAUCCCGCUCUGCGACCGUCUGCAUCGCCUACCUUCUCUCUCGCCAGCCCGCCGUGCUGACUCCCCAGUCCGCUCUGGAAAUCCUGAGAGAGAGCCGACCACUCUGCGAGCCCAAUGAGGGCUUCAUGGAACAGCUCGCGCUCUAUCACAAAAUGGGCUGUCCGGAGGAGGAUAUCACCGACAACAAUCACCUCUACAGCCGGUGGUUAUACCACCGGGAAGUGCAGGAUAGUGUCGCUUGCGGGCGUGCGCCCGACAUGCAGGCCGUUCUGUUCGAAGAUGACAGCAAGGCGAGUCAGGCGUCCGGUGCAAACAACACAGAGAUCAAGUGCCGGAAGUGUCGACGCACGCUAGCGACGACCUCGUUCGUUAUUCCCCACGAGCAGAAGAGCAAGCCAUCGUCGACAACAGAGUGUGCGCAUGUCUUCUUACACCCGCUGACGUGGAUGAAGCCGUCGCUGUUUCCGGGAUCCUCAUCUUCGACCUCAUCUUCCCCCUCCGUCUACGGCUCGCAUCCGGCCGACGCCCCCUUGUCUGGCCGUCUGACGUGUCCAGGCUGUUCCGCAAACAUCGGCAAGUUCGCAUGGCAGGGCAUGCAGUGCAGCUGUGGCCACUGGGUGGUUCCCGCGAUCGGAGUUGCCAAGGCGCGGGUCGACGUCGUGACCCGCGUCAAUCUGCGAGAGGGAAAUACUAAUAAUACCGGCCUCCCGCCCGCCUCGUUGGGCAUCCGGUUACCUCCGGGGAUGAGGUCGCAUGCUCCAGAGUCAGGACGGGGGAGCCUUUAA
Molecule: messenger RNA, 1077 nt
Organism: Penicilliopsis zonata CBS 506.65
Lineage: Eukaryota; Fungi; Ascomycota; Eurotiomycetes; Eurotiales; Aspergillaceae
Exons: 4
Coding region: 1-1077 (358 amino acids)
Biological process (GO): protein dephosphorylation
Cellular component (GO): nucleus
Molecular function (GO): protein tyrosine/serine/threonine phosphatase activity
Source: RefSeq, a predicted model, not a curated record